This is a messenger RNA of Numida meleagris (helmeted guineafowl), 1130 nucleotides long. RefSeq lists its product as uncharacterized. The record is from RefSeq and is a predicted model, not a curated record. NCBI's taxonomy places the organism in Eukaryota, Metazoa, Chordata, Aves, Galliformes, Numididae. Bases 318 to 896 code for a protein of 192 amino acids. The transcript has 2 exons.
GCGGGGAACAACGGGGGACGACGGGGGACGGCGGCAAGAGGGGGCGAGUGGUGGCAGCGGAGGAACAGCGGGCGAUGGGGAACUGCGGGGGACGGCGGAGAGCGGCGGGGACGCCGGCAGAUGACGGGGGAUGCCAGGGGACAAUGGGGGACCGCAUCGAGCAGUGGGGAACGACGGGGGACGGCGGCAAGUGGGGGCGAGCGGUGGCAGCGGGGAAAUGGUGGUGAGCGGCGGUGGACGGCGGGGAGCGGCGGGGGACGGCCACGAGCGACGGGGGACGACGGAGAGCAGCGGGGAAUGACAGGGAACGACAGGGAAUGGCAGCGAGCGACGGGGAAUGGCAGGGAACGGCGGGGGACGGCGGCGAGCGGCGGGGGACGGCGUCGAGUGGCAGGAAGCGGCGGGGGACAGCAGGGAACAGCGGCGAGUGGAGGGGAACGAUGGGGAACAGCAGGGAACGACGGCAGGGGACAAGGGAGACGGCGGAGGACAGCAGUGGGGGACGGCGGCGAGCAGCAGGGAACGGCGGGGGACGGCGGGGAAUGACGGCAAGCAGCGGGGAACGGCAGCGGGGAACGACGGGGAACGACGGCGGGGGACGGCAGCAAGCGGCGGGGGACGACGGAGAGCGAUGGGGAAUGAUGGGGAACGACGGGGAACGUCGGGAACGAUGGGGGACAGCGGGGGACGGUGUCGAGCGGCGAGGGACGGUGUCGAGCAGCGGGGGACGACGGGGGACGGCGGCAAGUGGGGGCGAGCGGCGGCACCGGGGAAAUGGCGGGGAACGACGCGGGACGGCGUUGAGUGGCGGCGAGCGGCAGCAGCCAGGAAACAGCGGGGAACGACAGCAGCGUGGAAACGACGCGAAACGACGGCCCCUUAGCACAGCCUCUUAGCAUUAAAAAAAAUUAUAAAACCAAUAAACGUAUGUUAUUCUGCCAUCACAUGUUUACGCCUUUCCUUUUGAACUUCUCAGAAUUAUUCGAGAUGUUGUUUACAAUUCAUUGUGUCUUAGCUCAAAAAGAAACCCAUACGUAUUUCUAUAGGACUUUAGCUUGUAUCUUGUAAUGCUAUGAUGUGAUGGAAAGUCCAGUGAUAAUAGCAGGGUGGCAGCCACCAGGUGCUCAAUC